Messenger RNA from Aspergillus ochraceoroseus IBT 24754, 1845 nucleotides. Its product is annotated as pseudouridine synthase DEG1. Lineage: Eukaryota; Fungi; Ascomycota; Eurotiomycetes; Eurotiales; Aspergillaceae. Bases 1 to 1845 code for a protein of 614 amino acids. The record is from RefSeq and is a predicted model, not a curated record. Gene Ontology annotation, biological process: tRNA pseudouridine synthesis; mRNA pseudouridine synthesis. Gene Ontology annotation, cellular component: nucleus; cytoplasm. The transcript has a single exon. Gene Ontology annotation, molecular function: RNA binding; pseudouridine synthase activity.
AUGUCCGAGUCCACCACCACCGUUCCCGCCGGUCAACCGCAACCCGACUACUCGACCUGGACAACGAACAGUCUAAUUGAGAGGAUCACGGAGCUAGAGCGACAGCUGCACUCUCGGACGGUGGAAUACACUACCUCGUCUUCCUCUUCCUCCAAAACUGAAAAUGAAUCGACUACCUCGAACCAACUCCAGCCCGAAGUAUCUAGUAGUGCCUCCAGCAACAAGAUAACUGGGAAGAAAGGGGAUCCUAAUGAUAUAACACAUACAACCGCGAGCCGACCACCGAAGGCGCCGAAGAAGAUGGAUCCCUCCAAAUACACCACCCGUUUCAUAGCGCUCAAGUUCGCAUAUCUGGGACAGCGGUAUAAUGGUCUUGAACAUGCGAAUGGGAACAUUACCCCUCUGCCGACGAUUGAAGAGGAAAUAUGGAAAGCUCUACGGAAGUUGCGGCUGAUUUUUCCAACCGACAUGCUGGACCAUGAUUAUAAGGAGACUGAAGGUCCGAGAGAAAUGAAGCCUUACUUGAUUAGUUGGGAAGGGUGCGAUUAUUCUAAAGCUGGACGGACGGAUCGGGGUGUCAGUGCUUUUGGACAAGUUAUUGGCAUUCGGGUACGAAGUGCUCGGCCAAAGGGCAAGACAGUUCAGGACCCAGACACUACAAUGGGGGAUGCAGACGGAGCUCACUCGGAGGAUCGGACGGCCGAUGAAACGUGGGAUGACAUUGCAGAUGAGCUACCAUACAUAAGCAUGCUGAACAGAGCACUCCCAGAGGAUAUUCGGGUGGUGGCAUGGUGCCCUCAUCCUCCAGAAGGAUUCGAUGCUCGUUUCUCUUGCAGAGAGCGUCAGUAUAAGUAUUUCUUUACACAACCUGCGUUUUCGCCUACCCCAGGUCCCCUUGGCUUUGCUCAGCGUGCAAAUAAUGGGAAAGACUCUAUUACCCCAAAGUACCGAGAGGGAUGGCUGGAUAUCGAGGCGAUGCGUGAGGCCGCGAAGUACUUCGAGGGUGUGCAUGACUUCCGAAACUUCUGCAAGGUGGAUACCAGUAAACAAAUUGAAAACUUCGAACGAAUUAUCUAUCGGGCCGACAUUGAACUGCUCGACCCGAAGAGCAACCCACUAGGCUAUGUGAAUCAGCCAGAAUUCCAAGCCUCGGGGCACCCUAUUGCGGAUGUGGCCUCGGACGAUUCGCAAAACGUGUCUCCCAAUGGUUCCCAGGUGUAUGUCUUCACUUUACAAGGCUCCGCUUUUCUGUGGCAUCAAGUGAGACACAUGGUUGGAAUGUUGUUUUUGGUGGGACAAGGACUGGAAACACCGUCGAUUGUACGCGACUUGCUAGAUGUCUUCCAAAACCCUCGCAAACCAAUGUAUGAGAUGGCAUCCGAUGCCCCGCUAGUUCUCUGGGACUGUAUCUUCCCCGAUCUAAACGGUAUCAGCCGUGAGGAUGCACUUGAGUGGAUUUAUGCCGGUGAUUCCAGACAGAUCAAGACCCAAUUUGGCAAGGGAGGCGGAAAAUUUGGGAUUGGAGGUGUAGUUGAGGAUCUCUGGGCCGUCUGGAGGCAACGGAAGAUGGACGAAAUUUUGGCGGGCGCACUGCUUGAUCUAGUCAUUCAGCAGGGUGAUCAGAAUGUCGCCAAGGGAGGCGAUGUCAAAAGCAUCGAGGCGGAGAGGAAAAAGAGGGGCCAGAAGAUAUUCGUCGGAUCUAACGAAGCCAAGGUUGGUGGGAAAUACGUUCCCGUCAUGCAGAAGCGGAAAAUUGAGAGCGUGGAGGUUCUCAAUGCAAGAUGGCUAGCGGCAAAACAGCGGAGGAAGGAGAAGGAAUCACAAGCCAGUAAUGGGGAUAUAUAG